This is a messenger RNA of Saccharomyces cerevisiae S288C, 1026 nucleotides long. It is a transcript of the gene UPA1, whose product is annotated as putative methyltransferase. Gene Ontology annotation, cellular component: nucleolus. The record is from RefSeq and is marked reviewed. The coding region runs from base 1 to 1026 and encodes 341 amino acids. Lineage: Eukaryota; Fungi; Ascomycota; Saccharomycetes; Saccharomycetales; Saccharomycetaceae. The transcript has a single exon.
AUGGCAGUAAAACAUAAAUCCGAGAGCCUUAAGCACGAAGAGGGGGCUGCCAAAAAGGCAAAGACAGGCCUAUUGAAGCUAAAAAAAAUCAUGGAUAUAGAAUCUAAUGUGGUCAAAUAUUCCAUAUGCAUACCGACAACUGUUAUCGACAAUUGUAAUAAUUUGGAGCAAGUUACAUUUACUGCAUAUCAAAUAGCUCGGACAGCUGUAUUGUUCAAUGUUCAAGAAAUCAUAGUUCUAGACCAGUCAAAAGAUAAAAAGCAUGAAAAAAAAUCAAGAUCAAAGGAGACUAUCUCUGAUUGUUUAUUACUUGCCACACUAUUACAAUAUUUUGUAACGCCUCCAAACUUACUGGAUACUACAUUCAAAAAAAAAAACAAGUUAUAUUUAAAGUGUGCAUCUACCUUUCCGCCAUUGAACCAGCUACCUUUUAUGAACGCAUCUGCCGAACAACACUACAAGGAAGGCUUAUCAAUCGCACGAGAUAGCUCAAAAGGUAAAUCUGAUGAUGCUCUAACAAAUUUGGUGUAUAUAGGAAAGAAUCAAAUUAUUACGUUAUCUAACCAAAAUAUUCCCAAUACUGCGCGUGUAACAGUUGAUACAGAGCGCAAAGAAGUAGUGUCACCCAUAGAUGCUUACAAAGGAAAACCACUCGGCUAUCAUGUUCGAAUGGCAAGCACUUUGAAUGAGGUGUCCGAAGGUUACACAAAGAUCGUUUGGGUCAACAGUGGUGACUUCCACUACGACGAAGAGUUGUCAAAGUACCACAAGGUAGAAACAAAGCUACCAUACAUCGCAAAACUGAAAAAAAGUUCAACAUCAGAAAAACCCUGUAAUAUCCUGCUUAUCUUCGGGAAAUGGGGCCAUUUAAAACGUUGUUUCAGGAGAUCUGACUUAGAAUCCUCUUCUUUGCAUCAUUACUUUUCUGGUCAACUGCAAUUCCCUGCUUCCGUACCCCAGGGAAAUAUACCCAUUCAAGAUAGCCUACCCAUAGCUCUUACCAUGUUUCAGCGUUGGGCAAGUUGA